This is a messenger RNA of Prorocentrum cordatum, 2163 nucleotides long. Lineage: Eukaryota; Dinophyceae; Prorocentrales; Prorocentraceae. The record is from the annotation of a GenBank genome assembly.
AUGGCCAAGCCGCGCGAGCAGAGGCCAGAGGGGACGAAGAUGCUGCCAGAGUUCGAGAUGGACUUCUGCUACCUGCUGCAGGACCCGAAGAGGAGGCACACCCCUGGAGACCAGGCCUGGGCGACGACGCUGGCAUUGGCGGGUACGGCAGCGCAGAACCCUAUGGUAAUCGCAGUCCCGACGAAGUCCGACGAGACGAACUACAUCUCAUCAGCCUGCGCGCCCUUCGUCAAGCGGAUGGCCUACCCGAAGGCGAUACUCAAGGUGGACCCCGAGCAGGCGCUGGGAGUGAUCGCAGAGAAGGCGAGGCAGAAGUGCCUGACCGACGGGAUCAAGCUCGAGAUCAAGAAAACGCCGAGGUUCAGCAGCCAGAGCGUGGGAGCUGCGGGCAGAGCUCAGCAAUCAGCUGAGGGCCAGAUCAGGACGAUGAGGCUGGACGUGGAAGCGCGGUUGGGCACGCAGAUCGACCCCUCCAUGGACAUCUGGCCCUGGAUAGUGGGGCAUGCUGGCUGGGUGCUCGAACGGUAUCACGUGAAGGCGAACCACAGAACAGCGUACGAGGACAGCUACGGCAAAGCGUACCAAGGAGAAGUUCUGAAGUUCGGAGAAGCGGCGCUCUUCAAGUUAUCGGUCACGGCGACGGGCAAGAUACGAGGUGGAGUUAGGCAAGGACGAGCUGACGCCAGGUUCGAGAGAGGGAUCUGGCUGGGCAAGACGAUCGAGUCGGACGAGCACUUGCUCGGGACCAGCGAGGGCGUGUUCACCACCAGGACGGUCAAGAGGGUGCCAGUCUCAGAGCAGAACCGAGCGGACCUCAUCAAGGCCAUCAAGGGCACGCCGUGGGAUAGGUGCGCCCGGAGCCACAAGGUGGCGCUGCAGGAGCGGCAGCCCCAAGUCAGGCAGCAGCUCCAGCUGGGGGCGACGGUGCAGCUCCAGCUGGGGGAGUCGCUGGGCAUCAGGACGCCGACCGAGAAGAAGGCGAGGGUGGACGAGUUGGUCACGAUGGACGCGGAGGAGUACCAGGCGGACUUCGACGACGGCGCCGACCUGCAGGAGGACUGGGACGAGUACCAGGGCGCUGACCCUGACACAGCGAAGGCCAUUCUCAAUGGGAGCUACCAGCAGCACUGGAAGGCUCAUAGACCAGCACGCGGCUGCAACUCGAUGGUCCUGGACGCCCAGAACGCGCACUUCCACGCCGACGAGGACGAGGAGGUGUACGUGGAUCCGCCAGUUGAGCGGGUCAAGCGGCACCGCGCUCGCGGCGGCAAGAUCGAGAGGCCGUGGUGGAAGAUGAAGAAGCAGCUCUACGGGAAGCGCAAGGCUUCGAAUAAGUUCAACCAGUACGUGACGGACCAGACCAAGAUGCUCGGGUUCGACCAGUGCCCCGAGCAGCCCAGCAUCUUCAGAAGGCCAGGCUCGACGCUGGUGUUCGAGGUGCAUCAGGACGACAUCUACUCGUCAGGGAGCGACACGGAGUUGAAGUGGCUGAAGGAGAAUUUAGCGCCAGUACUCAAGCUCAGAGAGGCGAAUAGCAUGAAGGUCGGAUCGGUGUACUCGUACCUCAGAGCGACGCGCACCAGAGUCGAUAAGCACACGAUCCACAUCGCGCCGAGGCCAAAGUACAUCGAAGACGUCUUGCGCGAGCUCGGGUUGGCCAACUGCAAGGACGUGCCGUGCCGACGAGAGAGCGAGUACUACGCGGCAGCCACCACGGUGGCGGAGGGCCUCCACACGCAGAAGCUGAUGGAGUUCAUAGGGUUCCCAUUGGAGCUCAAGCACAGGCUGGGCUCGACAGCGGCUCGCGGUAUCAUAUCAAGGACUGGAUGUGGAGCGCUCGAGCACAUAGAGACGAGGCUGCUGUGGCUGCAAGCGAAGUACGACGAGAAGAAGCUCAAAGUUCACAAAGAGCGGACUGCUGCCAACACGGCAGACGGCUACACCAAGUCACUGCAGAACGCGAAGUUCGUGGAGCGGAGAGCGAGGCUUGGCAUGGGAUUCGACAACGGAGACAGACCCGAGACCAGCAAGCGUGAGGCGCUCAGUGGCGACAGUGGCCAGUGGGCAGGCGGAAGCAAAGGACCAAGGGCGUUGUUGGCGGCAGCGAUGAUGCUCAUUACGACGAAGGCGGAGAACCAGAUAGCAGUGGUGGGCCGCUACGAG